This is a messenger RNA of Pipistrellus kuhlii (Kuhl's pipistrelle), 465 nucleotides long. It is a transcript of the gene ASCL5, whose product is annotated as achaete-scute family bHLH transcription factor 5. Bases 1 to 465 code for a protein of 154 amino acids. Lineage: Eukaryota; Metazoa; Chordata; Mammalia; Chiroptera; Vespertilionidae. Gene Ontology annotation, molecular function: RNA polymerase II transcription regulatory region sequence-specific DNA binding; protein dimerization activity; DNA-binding transcription factor activity, RNA polymerase II-specific. Gene Ontology annotation, biological process: developmental process; regulation of transcription by RNA polymerase II. The transcript has a single exon. The record is from RefSeq and is a predicted model, not a curated record.
AUGGACCGCGGACACCGGGCCCCGAACGGCCACGCCUGCCGGGCGCUGGUGCAGCGGGGCCCCGCGGCGCCCCCCGGCGGCGGCCUGGACCGCGGACACCGGCCGCUGCCCGCGGGGCCCCCGGGCGCCCUGCCCCUCCUGCUGCUCCCGGGCCCCGUGCCCGGCGCGCGCCCGCCGCCCUGCGCGCCCGGCGCCCCGCAGCCCGGCCUCGGCCUCAAGCGCAACGAGCGCGAGCGGCACCGCGUGCGCUGCGUCAACCAGGGCUUCGCGCGCCUCCGCGGGCACCUGCCGCGCGCGCCGGCCGGGCGGCGCCUCAGCAAAGUGGAGACGCUGCGCGCCGCCGCCCGCUACAUCCGGCACCUGCAGGAGCUGCUGCGCGCCGCGCCCCCGGGGUCCGAGCCCCCGCGCCCCGAGCCCCCGCGCGACGCCCCGCCGGGCCCGGAGCCCGGGGAGUCCGGCCAGUGA